Molecule: messenger RNA, 435 nt
Organism: Stegastes partitus (bicolor damselfish)
Lineage: Eukaryota; Metazoa; Chordata; Actinopteri; Pomacentridae
Product: neuritin-like
Exons: 3
Coding region: 1-435 (144 amino acids)
Biological process (GO): neuron projection extension; nervous system development
Cellular component (GO): plasma membrane
Source: RefSeq, a predicted model, not a curated record
AUGGGAUUUUUCAUGUCGACGAAGAUCGGAGGGAUUCUUGCCUUUGCCUUGGUACUCCUCUCCCUCAUGGCGUCAGGAGACUCUGCAGAUGUGAGGUGUGAGAACAUUUACAAGGACUUUUCCGACUGUGUCCUGGAGCUGGGAGAGAGCAUGGACAACUACCAGGAGAAUGUGACCAGCGAGAGGGGAGUGGCAGCUGUGUGCAGCCACUGGGAAGCCUUCCACACAUGUGCCCUCACAGCGCUGUCCGACUGUCAGGAGGAAGUCAGCUCCAUCUGGGAGACGCUGAGGCAGGACUCCAGGAAGAUACGCUUCCAGGGAAGUCUGUUUGAUCUGUGCAGCCCCAGCUCCUCUCCCAGCAUAAGUUCGCCUCUCGCUGCUCUCACCCUGCCGCUGAUGGUGGCCAUGACCGGGCCCAGCUGGUCCCCUGUAUAG